UCGAGACGAGCUUCAUCGAGCUCGAAAGGCGUGGGUCAGGGAGAAGAAGUUGCCGGAGUUCAUGCACAAGGAUACCUUUAAAAUUUUGUUGGCAAAAUGGAGGAGUCCAAAAUAUAUUGUACUCCAGGAAAGAGGUUGGCAAAACCGAUCAAAGGGUGAUUGUGUGACCCACACAAUUGGAUGCCUUUCUAUUGGGAUCCAUGAAGAUCGACUGGCAGCUAAAAGAGGAGGAGUUAGGCCGACACCUUAGGAGGAGUUAGGCCGACACCUUUAGAGUCGUACUUGUUGACUCACACGACUUGCCGACCUGAUGCUCUAGAAGAUGCCCCACCCGCUUGGGUAUGUCCACAGGCUGAGCAGACAUAUAACAAUGCUCACCAAAAAUAUGUGGAGAAGCAUGGGCCAAACCAGGAAUCAUGGCCAGAAUGGGAUCCACUUAUCUGGAAGGAGGUGGUUGGACCUUCUAAAAAGGGUCAAAUGAGAGGGAUGUCUACAUUACAGGAUCCAGCAGAGCAUGGCAUCCCUUGGCGACGGUAUGACAUGAG
Molecule: messenger RNA, 545 nt
Organism: Rubroshorea leprosula
Lineage: Eukaryota; Viridiplantae; Streptophyta; Magnoliopsida; Malvales; Dipterocarpaceae
Source: the annotation of a GenBank genome assembly